Molecule: messenger RNA, 4031 nt
Organism: Sycon ciliatum
Lineage: Eukaryota; Metazoa; Porifera; Calcarea; Leucosolenida; Sycettidae
Exons: 16
Coding region: 311-3421 (1036 amino acids)
Biological process (GO): spermatogenesis; piRNA processing; P granule organization
Cellular component (GO): P granule
Source: RefSeq, a predicted model, not a curated record
CUCAUAGCAGCCGGGGAAACCUUGGAGCAGGAUCCAUCCUUGGACAGCGGUGAAUGGACAAUGAAAGUAUCUCAUCUCUGUGAUCAGGGUUGUAUGGCGUUAGAUCUGGAUCCGGGUCUGGCUUUCUCUUGCCCACCGUUCUCACCCGCGCUGAUCCUGCGAGGUCUUGGUGUACCGCCAGUGCCGUGUGGAAUGCAGACUUUCACCGGGAUGUGUUCUGGAGGACGUACGCAUUGCGGAGCGCUGCUUUAUCAAUGGGCAAUUCUUGUUCCAGCAGGCCUCGCCUGCUCACGUCCAGACGGUGCAGAACAUGUCCGAGCGAAUCAGUGAGGCUGUGGGGUCUCAUCCACCGCCGUAUCACCUGGAGCCGUCCUGUAACUACCUGUACGCCGCUCGGCACAGCUCCGGCACCUGGUAUCGUGCCUGUAUCGAGCAGCCACACAAGGGCACAGAAAUUCCCAAAUCGAUCAAUGUCUUUCUAGUGGAUACGCUGUCGUGGUUGCAAUGCCGACCCACGGAUAUACGCAUCCUACCACCACAACUAGCCAAUGAACCGUUCAUGAACACGUACCGUGGGAGCUUGGACCUGCCUGGCGGCAUGGAGAGUCGGGAGUUCCGCUGGGAGUUCUCUGAUCUGGUCUGCAAUGCCAAGUUCCUACUUACUGUGCAGUCGGUGGUUGAGUCUGAGCUGUUCCCAUGCAGUUACAUACAUACGGUGAAUCUACAGGCAGUUAACAACGCCGGUGCUGUUGUUAGCGCGAAGGACCUUAUUCAGUCCAGGCUGGAGGAUGCCGGUGUACUGCGUCGCAGUGUACCAUCGACACCCAUGAAUGCAGCAGUGCCGGCGUUUGUUCCCUCCAGGCCCAUGCCUCAGCAACCAGCCACAGCCAAUGUUGUGCACCAAUCCGCCGGCCCUACCAUCUCUGCCAUCCAUGGUACUCAGCAUGUGGCAGUGCAGCCUAGGCCUGCGACGACGGUCCAGCCUCAACCUGUAGCAGUCCAGCCUCAACCUGUAGCAGUCCAGCCGCAGCCUGUAGCAGUCCAGCCGCAGCCUCUCCCGCACGCUCUACCUGCAGUGAUCAGUGCAGCUUCGCAGGAUGCUGUCCGACCAGCCACUGAGCCCAGUGUUGCUGAUCUUGCUCCCGUUCUCGGCAGUGCGGUAGCGUUGACCGCUGCCAGCAACACUGCCAGUCCACCGACUGUUGUAGGAGCUAGCACUGGCACAAGUCCUGCUGCUUCACCCACGCCAGAACGUGCUAUUGAAGAGCAGCAGCAACAGGCGCAAGAUGCGGAGCAACAGCAGCAGCAAGAUGUUGUUGAACCUGCCGUCGCUGAUGUACCGGCCAUCCACGCUACUAGUAUUGGUUACAUUGUCAGUCCACUAUGUGUAGCCGAGACAGCACCUGCACAACACCCGCCAACACAGGAGCAGCAGGAGAUUCAUGAAGAGCAGCAGCAGCAGCAGGUAGCACAGCCAGAAACACAGGAGCAGCCUGCUGCGCUGCCUGUACAAAGCAGUGGCACUUCACCGGCCGGUGGCUCACGCAUCGCAUCGGCACAUCACUCGCGCAGUAACAGCACGUCGGACACCGUUGCCGUAGCUACAAACUGCCCACCCGCUAACGCUGAUACCGACAGCGGUGCUCUUCUGAUUCGAGAGCCAUCUCCCGAGACCGUUGAUGCUGAGGCUGCGUGCGUCGAGGGCGGCUCUGCCAUCGCUGACCUAUCUGUGCCUGAUGCUAAUAGCAGCGAUGAGAACAACUCCGUGAAUCGUGCCAGCCACGACAGCGGCCAUCCUUACUCCGGAGUUUCCGGCGACUCUAGUCCUGUGCCGUCCUUUGCUGCACAGGACCAGGCUCUUGUUGGUGACGCAGGCAAAGUCGAGGAACCAAGCGGAUUCGAUGAAGCCGACCUUGUUCACGAGAUUCUGCAGGAAGGUGCCAGUCUGAACGUCACAAUCGAACACGGUGUCGAUGAGCGUGGCUAUUUCUGGCCACAGUUGACCGAGCUGGAAGAGAGUGACGACUUUGUCACCAUGAUGGAAGACCUAAAUGCUGCAGACGUGACUGCGACGCCGAUCGCUCAGGACAGUGCAGUCGAAGGCAACUACUGCUUGGCUCGCUACUCAGUGGACGACCGUUGGUACCGUGGCCUGAUUGAAGCGGUUUUUCAGGAAGAACAGGAGGUUCUCCUUCGUUUUCUGGACUAUGGCAAUAGCGAGCGUGUUCACAUCAGUCGCUUGAUGGAAAUCCCUGAGCGCGCGUACACGAUUCCUCUUUUUUCCUUUGAAUGCUCGCUCAGUGGUGUGGAUGCUGAGACCUUGACCGAAAAGCAAAUGAAUGCUUUCAUGGAUGCAGUUGCUGAUGUGGAGGUGUCCGUGAAGGUGGUGUCCAUUGCAGACUACCAUUACUAUGUUGAUGUGAUCAAGACGGUGGUUGGUGAGGACGGGUCCGAGACCCAGGUGGACGUCGGCCAGCUCGUCCGCUCGGCAAAACGCGCCAGUACUGGAAGCUUCACGACUGUUUUGGGUCUGGAAUUGAGUAGCAAAGACUGGUCAGAGACCACAUGCACACCGCCAUCGUCUGCUGACAUUACCAACCGCUCUCCCAUGUCACUGCCAUCGGUCGACAUAGCCGGGCCACAGCAGGAUCAGCAGCACCACCACCACCAGCAGCAGCAACAGGCGGCGCAAGUGAUGCCAGUCACUGUGCCGGUGUCCGUAUCAUCAGAGCCGCCAUCGGGCAAGGUUUCCCCGUGCACCACGGCCACAAGCGGUGAGACAACAGCCACCAGUGGCACACCGGAUGCUCGAUCCGAGUGUGAACCCCCUGCCGAUGGCAACAGUGUCGGAGCAAGACCUCGCUCAGCUCCCGGCCAGCCGGCGUUUGGACGGUUGGCCGCGGGUGCGCUGACGAUGGCUGGCGCUCCCCCGCGUACCAUUCUCCAGCGCAACAAGCCGGCUGACAACACCAGUGCUGCACCGUCACAGGGUGGCGGUGGUGGUCCUGAAACUGGCAACGGCAGCGGCUUUGCACCACCCCUACCCAACUCUAUGUCCGGAGGCGGCGGCGGUGGUUCACACUGGCAGCACGGCGGCCCCGGCCAUCAAGGUCGCCAAGGCGAUUACGGCCGCGGAGACCGUUACCGUGGUAAUGAUGGCGGCGGCGGUGGACACUAUGGCCGCAGCUGCAGUGAUCGUCCUCGCCAUGACUACCCCGGUGACGGCAACGCAAACAAUGGCGGCAACGGCUCCACCUCCGGCCGGAGGAAAGGUGGAGGAAAGAAGAAGAACCGGCGUGCACGAAGUAGCGAGCGAAGUGGUGGUAGUGCUGGUAGCGGAGGUAAUUACUCUCAAGCUGCUUCUCAAGGCUCUGCUCCUCGGUCAGGUGGUGGUGGCAGUCAGCCUCCAGCAGCGUCGUGAACACAGGCCGAUUUCAUUGUGUCCGUUUGAGUGUUGUGUGCUUUCCUAACUUACUUGAGCAAAUACGUUUGUGAAGUGCCACCUGUUCCCUGGAACUCCCCGGGCACAGCUGUUGCCGAGUUAUUUUGUGUUGUGUUCCCUCCUUUCGAGAAACCCGGUCGCCUAUCUGUGGCUGGUGCCUGGUUUUGGAGAAUGUGGGUGCAUCGUUCACAUCUUUAAUCUACGCGAUCCGACCACCGCUCCACGUCAUUACUCUGUCGCCGGAGGAAGAAGCUGGAAUGUGUGUCUGGUCCGUCUGUUCCCCAGCUUGGCCUUCCUAUAUGUGUGUGCAUGUGUGUUUUUAAUAGCUCUAUACCUUAUACCACAGCCCAAGAGACCUGCCUUGUUGCGCUCUGAUUUUCCCCCGAGUUCCUGGGUGCUUCAAUCAUUGUUCUUUCAUUUUAUCAGCCGUGUGUAGACGAUUCUUUUGUCGGCGGCCGGGCAGUGUCCGCACGAGGUUUUUCUUCUCUUUGUCCGGGUGCUCUUCUUUCACCCGUGUUUGUUGCGUCGUAUGCUGCUGUUGGUGUUUGGGGUGACCGCGCGUGCUAUUUUUGUCCGCCGGUGCAACUCA